Messenger RNA from Scedosporium apiospermum, 2250 nucleotides. RefSeq lists its product as uncharacterized. Bases 1 to 2250 code for a protein of 749 amino acids. Gene Ontology annotation, biological process: regulation of DNA-templated transcription. The transcript is spliced from 3 exons. Gene Ontology annotation, molecular function: DNA binding. The record is from RefSeq and is a predicted model, not a curated record. Lineage: Eukaryota; Fungi; Ascomycota; Sordariomycetes; Microascales; Microascaceae.
AUGACCGAGUUUGUAAACUGGGAUAAUAUCGGCGCCACCGCCGAUCCGGAGACGCACCCGGACAUAGACCUAGAGAACAUUGACCUCAGUGGUCUCGAUCAUAACUCCGUUUUGGGCUAUGACAAUGAGAAUUACGACGAAUUCUGCGCCUUGCACCCUGCAAGCAAAGUGAAUGGUCCUCUUCAUCAUGAGGGUGAUCGUGUCGAAUUUGACAGUGGCCUCGUCGACCCCGAAUUGGGUACGAAAACCGAUGACCAGCACAUCCCCGGCAAUCGCAAUCGGGCCAUCCAGCGCAAAGUGCCCGCUCUUUCUGAAGAUUCAACCUCUUCAGCGAAGCCCGACUCGACGACAAACGUCCGCGCUAGGUUCUCCAGGGAAGCGGUGGGGAUUUUGAAGAGCUGGUUUUCGUCCCACAGCAAACACCCCUACCCAAAUGACGACGAGAAGGAGAUGCUCCAGCGCCAGACAGGCCUGAGCAAUACCCAGAUUGCCAAUUGGCUGGCGAACGCUCGGCGCCGUGGCAGGUUACGUGCCACCAAACUUGCGUCCCCGCGUCCGGAGCUUUCGUCUACGAAUCCGAUCGACAUUCCGAGUAGGCGAGGGACGGCGCCAGCUGCUGCGGAGAUGAGCAUGAUGGGCCCACUCGAGCGUUGGGUCGACUCUCCUCCCGAAAAUGAACCUGUCUCGGUAGCUGCUAUAGCCCGAGCGAUCACAGCCUCAAGGUCUAGCAGGUCAUCUAGUCUCGAGAAUUCAUUUAGCCACGACUAUACGGACGAUAGCGAUGGGAGGUCGGCCUACAAUCAGUCAUCAGCCAGUUCUAUCGGAACAUCCCGGUCGAGCAGCAGGGUCUUGAAUCCCGACACAGGCCGAACCUGCUGCACCUUCUGCGGCGAAGAUGAUCCGGACGAUGCUCACCUCGAGUCCCACAACCAUUUCCCAUGUCGGGAAAAGAUCCCCGAAGAGCGGUCUUUCUACCGUAAAGACCAUCUUAGACAGCAUCUAAAGUUAGUGCACGACGUCAAGUUUCUCGAUUGGGCGAUGAAGCGCUGGAAGGUUGCUAUCACCGAGAUUCGGUCAAGGUGUGGCUUCUGCGGUAAGGUGAUGGACACUUGGACAACUCGUGCGGACCAUCUUGCCGAGCACUUCAAAGCUGGUAGAACAAUGGCGGACUGGAAGGGCGACUGGGGCUUCGAAGCUCCCGUGCUUAGCAUGGUUGAGAAUUCUAUCCCGCCUUAUCUAAUCCACGACGAACGAAACUCUCCGUUGCCUUAUAUGGCCAGCCAGGCACCACCCGAGUCACCGAGAAAUGCGUACGAGCUCAUCAAAAUGGAGCUUCUUUACUACGCCACUGGAAUGUGGGAGGCGGAGGCAAGGAUGCCCUCUGAUGAAGAGCUACAGCUUGAAGCGUGCCGAGUCAUAUUCGCCUCCGAGGGGCUGUCAUCGCGGGAAGUGUCGACCCAGUCAUGGUUGCGAGAUCUGAUCAUGGCAUCGGACCAGAUUGCAGCGCAAGCAAAGUUCGGCAAGUUAAGAAGCCACGCGGAGAACCUACUCUCGACCCUGAGGAUUAACGGGAAAGACAACCUUUUUGAAGCGUGUCCCCUGGAGAGUCAACUUCAGGAGUUUGUCCGUGCGAGGCGCGUCUUGGGCCUGACGAUCAUGGACUAUGAGCUCCAGGAAGAAGCUUGCAAGAUUGUUGGGCUUAUGGAGGAGACGACAACUUGCCCAUUGAAUAGUGUAGCCGACUGGACCGUCCGACUUAUCAACUCCUCGACGAGCUGGCUCUCCAGUUUCCGCCAGCGGACCGACCCAUCUCUUGGUGGAAACCCGCAAUAUGGGGUCAUGGACUCGAUCGACAGCGGCCGGUGGGAGCGAGAUCUAGGCGGUUACAGGAACCGAUCGGUCGAUUAUUACCAGGGACAGAGGCACGGAUAUGAUGGCGCGGUUUUAGCGGGGCCCCAAACGACUGUAGACCCGAGGCCACUGACUCUCGCGGCACCCUCCACCUCAAGUCAUUUCGUUCCGCACUAUCGAGUCUCCCACAGUGGCGAAGAGCCGUCUGGAUUACUCAACGACGCAGAUCCCUUUAGAGCCAGCGCGUACUUCCUAAAUGGCACGAACUGCUAUCGGGAGCUUUCACGACAGCUCAGUCGAUAUGUAUUUCAAACCAUGUCUCCCAACAACCCGAAUCAACAUGUGCCGACUGAUGAAGAGCUCCAGAAUCAAGCACGAUGGAUCUUAUACGAUGAGUAA